Molecule: messenger RNA, 1150 nt
Organism: Bubalus bubalis (water buffalo)
Lineage: Eukaryota; Metazoa; Chordata; Mammalia; Artiodactyla; Bovidae
Product: olfactory receptor 7A17-like
Exons: 1
Coding region: 4-1035 (343 amino acids)
Biological process (GO): G protein-coupled receptor signaling pathway
Cellular component (GO): membrane
Molecular function (GO): olfactory receptor activity; G protein-coupled receptor activity
Source: RefSeq, a predicted model, not a curated record
CUAAUGCAAAGUAUAUAUUGCAGAAUUCAAUUAGGUUUCCAAUCACAAUUUUUGAGAAACUUCGUCAUGUUAAUUUUUUUUCCUGGUAGCCAUCUCCACCACAUGGAACCAGUGAAUGAUACACAAAUUUCAGAAUUUCUUCUUCUGGGAUUAUCAAAUGAACCAGAACUGCAACCUCUCAUAUAUGGGCUUUUCCUCUCCACGUACCUGACCACUGUGUUCGGAAACCUGCUCAUCAUCCUGGCUGUCAGCUCAGAUACCCAUCUCCACACCCCCAUGUACUUCUUCCUCUCCAACCUGUCCUUUGUAGACAUCUGUUUCAUCUCCACCACCAUCCCAAAGAUGCUGAAUAAUAUACAGACACAGAGCAAAGUUAUAACUUAUGAAGGCUGCAUCACCCAGAUAUACUUCUUCCUAUUCUUUGCUGCACUGGAAAACUUCCUCCUGACUGUGAUGGCCUAUGAUCGCUUCAUGGCCAUCUGUCAGCCUCUCCACUACAUGGUUAUCAUGAAUCCCCGGCUCUGUGCACUGCUGGUGCUGGUGUCCUGGGUGAUGAGUGCCCUGAAUUCCUUAAGCCAAAGCUUAAUGAUGUUGUGGCUGUCCUUCUGUACAGACGUGGAAAUCCCCCAUUUUUUCUGUGAAAUUAAUCAAGUGGUUCGACUUGCCUGUUCUGACACAUUUCUGAACGACAUGGUGAUGUAUUUUGCAGCUGGGACGUUGGGUGGUGCUUCCCUCACUGGUAUUCUUUACUCAUACUCUAAGAUAGUUUCCUCCAUACGAGGAAUGUCAUCAGCCCAUGGGAAGUAUAAAGCAUUUUCUACCUGUGCAUCUCAUCUCUCAAUUGUUUCCUUAUUUUAUUGUACUAUCUUAGGAGUGUACCUUAGCUCCACAGGUACCUACAGCUCACACUCAAGUGCAAUCGCCUCAGUGAUGUACACAGUGGUCACACCCAUGCUGAACCCCUUCAUCUACAGUCUCAGAAAUAAAGACAUAAAGAGGGCUUUGAAAAGAAUCACUGGAAUGUCAGUUAUAUAAGGUCCAAUUGUCCUGGGGCUGAAGAAAUACUCAUGAUUAUAGGGCUCAAAACCUCAGAAGCAGAAGGUGCUAUUCUUCCUUUUUUAAAAUUUACUUGAGUGAAGUAUAGUUGAUU